Messenger RNA from Schizophyllum commune H4-8, 420 nucleotides. RefSeq lists its product as uncharacterized. The coding region runs from base 127 to 375 and encodes 82 amino acids. The record is from RefSeq and is a predicted model, not a curated record. The transcript has a single exon. NCBI's taxonomy places the organism in Eukaryota, Fungi, Basidiomycota, Agaricomycetes, Agaricales, Schizophyllaceae.
AAGCGUCGGCCCUGCCUCCCGACGACCUUGCUUGCAUGUGACACGCACGCUGCGGUGGCCAAAGUUUCUCCUCAAGAAAUAUCUGCCAACAUUCAUGGCUAAAUCGUGUCUUAUAGAAAAGGCUUCAUGAUACUCUGCCUUCUAUUUUCCAUUUAUUCGGGCUCGCUCGAACUUGCUCUUUGCUUCGAGUCUUGUUACCUCAGCUUCGACCGAACCAUCCGAGUGUUUGUUCUGACCCACUGCUCAUCUGUCUUCGUUCCUACUGUCUAUGCGUGGAGAGUCUAUAUGGAGGACUUCUCCGUGCCCUUAGCUAUUGGACAUGAAGACACGGAUAGUUGUAUAUGGGUUUCAACAACUCUUUGUGAAUACUUCUAAGAAAGGCAACCGUUGUAUGUAUUAACACGGGCGGACGCUUCGCGC